This is a messenger RNA of Oncorhynchus gorbuscha (pink salmon), 7768 nucleotides long. RefSeq names its product la-related protein 4-like. Gene Ontology annotation, molecular function: mRNA 3'-UTR binding. The record is from RefSeq and is a predicted model, not a curated record. The coding region runs from base 1224 to 3578 and encodes 784 amino acids. Lineage: Eukaryota; Metazoa; Chordata; Actinopteri; Salmoniformes; Salmonidae. The transcript is spliced from 17 exons. Gene Ontology annotation, biological process: positive regulation of translation. Gene Ontology annotation, cellular component: cytoplasmic stress granule; cytosol.
GGGUAGUGGGUUCGAUUCCCGGGACCACCCAUACGUAGAAUGUAUGCACACAUGACUGUAAGUCGCUUUGGAUAAAAGCGUCUGCUAAAUGGCAUAUAUUAUAAAUCUAGAUAAUUGACGCCACAAAAAAUACCGUGCAACACAGCAUUCUUAACCUAGCCCACAAUGUCUGCUGUGUGGAUCUAUUUUGAAGUUUCAAAGGAAGAUAACAAAAAGGCCAUAUGCAAUGUUUGUGCUGCUAUUAUUUCCAGAGGGGAGAAAGUGAAAACUUUAAAUACCACUAACCUGAUUACUCAUUUAUAAGUGCAUCACCCCCAGAAGUUCAGCAACUACUUAGAACAAAAGCAGAAAAAAAUUAAGCACAUACUUCCAACAACUAAAGAAGUGCAAGUCAAACAGUCAUUUGAAAGAGUAAAACAAAUCUGUGAUUCAACUCCAAGCCAAAUCUAUUAACGCCAAGAUAAUGGAAUUCAUUGCCCUUGACAAUCAACCGUUCUCUGUUCGUGGAGGAUGUUGGCUUUCGCUAACUGGUAGAGCACCCCGAGCCCAGGUACACACUACCAAGUAGGUGCUAUUUUUCAGAUGUUGCCCUACCGGAAUUACACAGUAUUGUUAAAACGCACAACCAUGAACUACUUUCUAUGGGCAUCACUGCUAUUAGCUUCACGACUGACAUUUGGACCAGCGUUGUUAGCCCCAUGAGCAUGCAGAGUAUGACAGCACAGUGGGUCUAAGAGGAUUUUGUACUGAGGAAAGCUGUAUUGCAUGCUCAAGAAUGUGCUGGUUCUCAUACCGCUGCUGACAUAUUUGAGAACAUGUUUGAAAUAUGAACACAAUCCUAGCUCUGUUCGAACAACUGGCUUGAGAAAUAAGCUCAUCAACUGGGUCUGCAGCAGAUGUGAUACCCUUUGUCAUGGCAUUGAAAAGCCUGCUCAACAAAACUGCAGAGACAGACCGUGGGGUUAAUACUUGCAAAAGUACCCGACUGGAGGCUGUGAACAAGCGAUUCGGAGGCAUUCUCUCAGAGCCUCUUUACUGUGUCGCCACCAUGCUCGAUGCUAGGUACAAGGGUACUUCGAUACAGACAAGAAAUAGGGUUUAUGUGAAAUGUUAGACAGCUGGACAAGAUGGAAACGGUCACAGUGACAGUGCGCACCGAGGAAGAGGACCCAUGUUUCAGCUGUCUGGUCCGUGGCCUCUUCUGACAUCACUGCUUGACAUCUAUGAUGAAAUCCUGGUUGAGAAUGAAACGACUGAACAACAUAACAGCACAGCAAGUCACCACAAAGGGAGCAGGGCUAAACCCCAAUGCCAAAGUCUGGCAGGAGAUCCCUGUGCCCCAGAGCCAAGUCCCAGAGGACGGCACGGAGGGCACCCACUGGCUGGAGACUACCCCCACUUCUGCUGAUGUCACUGAGGGCUAUUCAGAGGCUCCCCCAACUGAGGAUAAGGGAUACGGCACGGAGUACUCAGACCCGUCGGACAGUAGUGCCCGUUUACCCACAGAGGGUGUACUGAACGGCAUGGAUCCCCCUGAGCUGGGGUACCCCCUCUAUAACUCUGUGACUGAGUCAGCAGUGGAGGAACAGCAGCCCCUCUCUGAAGAGAGCCUGAGAGAGUCUCUGAAGAAACAGCUGGAGUUUUGCUUCUCAAGAGAGAAUCUGUCCAAGGAUCUGUACCUGAUGUCCCAGAUGGAUAGUGAUCACUUUGUCCCCAUCUGGACCAUCGCCAGCAUUGAGGGCAUCAAGGUCCUCACUACCGACAUGGACCUCAUCCUGGAGGUACUACGAGCCUCGCCCAUGGUGCAAGUUGAUGAGAUGGGGGAAAAGGUUCGGCCCAAUCACAAGCGCUGCAUCAUCAUUCUGAGGGAGGUGCCAGAGACCACACCUGUAGAGGAAGUGGAGGCCCUCUUUAAGAAUGAAAACUGUCCCAAGGUGAUGAGUGUUGAAUUUGCGGCCAACAACAACUGGUAUAUCACAUUCCAGUCGGACACUGAUGCACAGCAGGCACACAUAUAUCUAAGGGAAGAUGUGAAAACGUUUCAGGGAAAACCCAUCAUGGCUCGUAUCAAGGCCAUCAACACAUUCUUUGCGAAGAAUGGCUACCGUAGUGUACCGAACUCCAGUGUGUACAGCCAGCAGGGCCAGUCCCAGUAUAACUCAACGCACCUCUACAUGCAGCAGGUAUUCAGCCCCCAGCAGCAGUACCCACUCUACCCCCUGGUGCCACCCACCUGGAACCCAUCGCCUGCCCCUUACUUCCAGACCCCGCUGGCCCCGUUCCCCAACAGUGGCUUUGUGAACGGCUUCAGCACCGCUGGGAACUACAAGACUGGCACCAGUCCCUUGGGCCUCGGACGACCGCCCUUCAACAGAAACCGUGUCCCCCUCUAUUCUAGAAAGAAUGUAAUCAAUGCCUUCAGGAACCACGCGAAGAGCCAGCCCCGGCCAUGUGACGAGACCCCUCCCUCUGUUACCCCCGUAUCCCCCCUGGUGGAUGGCCUGUCGGGCCCCUCCAGCGCUCUUCCUCCCCGGGCGGCAGGGCCUCCCCUGGGUAGCACCCCCGAGCCUGGCCCUGUGCCCCCCACCCUCAGGGACACCCUGCCACUGGCUGCAGAGGGGAUGCCCAAUGGAGACCUGGGCAUUGCUGGCAGGGGCAGGAGAGGCAGCUACAGAGGGAUGCGGAGGAAGAGAGAGGACGAGAGGAUCACGAGGCCCAUCCCUCUGAGUGAGAUAAAGGUUCCACAGCCCAAGUUUGACCUGGCGACCUCCAACUUCCCUCCAUUGCCUGGGUGUGUGGUCAGCAUGCAGGGAGAGCCCGUGCUAGAGACUCGCAUGUCUGAUGUGGUUCGAGGCCUCAAGGUGACCAGCGACAAGCCUGAUGUGAAUAAGGAGUCUGUGGCCCCUCCUGCUAGUGCCCAAAAGGAGGCUGUGAGUGCGCCCAGUCAGGUCGUGCCGGCCCACAAACCCCCCACCCCUCUGGUUGUGGAGCCCCUUGUUCCAAGUGUUGCUCAUCCGGUGAAGAAAGUGGAGAAGCCUGAGCCUCAUGUCCAAAAAGAGAUGGCUCCACCCCCCACACCACCCUCUUCUCUGCCAACCCCCUCACAGCCCGCCGCUGCAACCAAACCUACGCCCACCCACAGUCAGUCCAUCUCCACGGCAACACCAUUUCCCGCCACUACCACACCUGCACCGGAGUCAAGGAAACUGAGCUAUGCUGAGAUGUGCAAGCGGCCAGCCACCCAGCCCCCAGCGCCAAGCACCUCCCCAAACCCUCCCACCUCCCCGGCCAGCCAACCCCUGCGUGAACUGCGGGUUAACAAGGCCAACGAGCCCGCCACCACCUCCAGCAGCGAUGGGGAUAGGCCUGAGAAAUCCGAGCGGCCUGGAGAAGGCCAGCCCCACCUUGAUCCCCUUGGCUCAUAUUGUGGGGUUAAUGGCCCUGCCCGAUCCGGAGGGAUGGGCCUAAAGUACCGGGAUCAGCAGAGAGGUGCGUCCAUGAGCCGCCGCAUCUCCCCCCAGGGCUGGGCCAGACGGAGCGGGAAGGAACAGAACAUUCCCCCCCGGUCACCAAAGUAGUUUAAGCAACAACCAACAGACUAACAGAAAAACAAACACAAAUCUAUAUACGUGUGUGUGUAUAUAUAUAUGUAAAGAGAUAAAUAUAUAUAUAAAUAUAUAUAUGUUAUUGGAUGAAAGAACGCGUUCAUCUUAAAGACCCCCCUGAAGCUCGGUCGGACAUCCGCUGACCUUUGUUUAGGAAAGACUGCAAGCGGUAAUCAUUUUAAGAGGGGGCCGACACGAGUGUUACAAAUCAUAAACUGAAGGACUUGUUUGAAAGAAUAGCGAGAGAUGCUUACAUGCUGCCUCACCUUGGUUAGCUUGAAGGCUGGGCCCUCCACUGCUAAAUCUAUGUUCAUUUGAUUUCUGUCAGUGGGGGAUGGGGGACAAAUGUACAGUAAUGCCUUGUAUCACCAGAAUACUGGUAGUUGCAAAGGGGGAAAAAAAGAAAAGAGCUGUUAGCAAAUCUAGUCAUUAUGUGACACAGCAAAAGAUGUGGACAUCCACCAAUAUGACAUCGUUAUGAGUUGAUACAUAUGAUGCAAUUUGUUGUUGGAGGGGUUGGCAAGUGAUUAUUUUGGCGAAGGGCUAAGGAUAGCUCAUAAAAUGUGUUUUUAUGUAGGUUGGAAGCGAGAGGGCCACAUGGUUUUUAGAGAAGUGCCUGUUUUGAACUGUUCUGAGAGAUUGAGUGAGUUGGGAAGCCUGUCAAGCUGCACUUUCUUUUAGGUGAAGAAACAGUCUUGGAUGCCUGUCAGCUAAGAGUCUGGAAUGAUUUUGUGUUCAGAAUCAAUGGGAAAAUAUUAAUUUAUUAGAAUCAAUGAUUUUAUUUUCACGGUUGAUGGAAACUUUUGGUAUACCCUUGCUUGAGUAGGACAUUAAAACCUUUACGAUAAUGGUGAUUGGAUACUGUGCAAAUGUGGGGGAAAGUUUGGAUAGUCAGGCUGUCGGUCACUGAAUUGUUAUAUUUUCCACUCUCCCAUUUCCUAUUACUUUGAAACAUAUGGUUAAAUGUUUGAGUUGUUGGUCCCAACUGUCUGCCAAUCCUGUUUAGUUAAAAUAUGCUUUGGUUGGUUAAUGACGAUUGCGCCAACCAUUAGUGCAUAAUCUCUCCAUCCAGGAUCAGGUUCAGUAGUUCCCAUACGAACUGCUUGCUUUUGUUUUUUUAAAGUGGUUUAAGUUUAAAUACAUUUUUUAAAGUGGUUUGCUACAGUGUGUUAUGAACAUGACCCACCAAUCCAUUGGUUGGGAUUUGAGUGGAUCAGGAAGUGUUGUCAUGGGUAACAGCUCAUGAGAAAGGGAGGAGUCAUCCCUUAGUGAAGGUAUUUGGUAGUUGAGGCAGUCAGCACUCGCAUUGUAGACACCUGACACGUUCAGUUAUCAUGUAUUUGGCCAUUUUAUACGUAGCCUUUUUAAAGGGGCAGUCUGCAGUUGCUACAUUCAUUAUUGGACCUAUUAUUAAUUUAUGUACCAAUUUGAUUCUUCAAGUAUCAAAGCUUUGUUCCACUGUCAUACCACAUCAGAACCCAAAAUAUUAGCCUGUUUUACUCCAAUGUUUGUAAACAAAGUAAAUGCAGACUAAAUCUAUAUAGCCUCAAAACAUGGUUAAAACUGUCAUUUUUAUGCAUCCAUAGCUCAGUCUAUGAAUUUGAGCUGUUACAUUUCUCCAACCCCAUCCCUCAGCUUUUUACUGUAACAGGGUAGGGAGAACACUGUUUCAACUGCUGAUUGUCCUUUUAAGAAGAGUAGUUUUAAUUAUUUGUCUUGCAUAAAAGUUUAACCUGUUGUAUUAAUAUGUACAAUUAAUUGUACCUAUGUGGUCAAAUGCAGGAUACCGGCGUUAACAUAUACCUUCCUAUGUAUGUCUUGAUGGAACAGGUGAUCUUUAUCAUCAAAUAGAAACCUUUCCACCCCAGAUAUCUGGCCAUUUCAACAUGCCAUCAUAUCUGUGAACAUGUUCCAGAGUAGUCUGCCAUGCAUUUUGGUAGCUCUUGUAUCAUGUAGAAUAGGUUAGAUGGUAUUUUAUAGAGUAGUAAUGGGAUCCCAAGCAUGAAACUAGACUUUGGUACUAUGUAUUCGGGAUAGCUCAUUUUAAAAUGGCCUGAAGUCAAGUAAACGUAUUCAGUUCUCAUUCUCUUAUUUGUUAGCAUCGGGAAUUAAUCUAUAAAGGAGCUUACUGGUUUAGAGCAGCGAUCACUGGAAUUUUACGUUUUUAAUGCAAAUAAACGUAUUUAUUUUUUUUAACUUAAAGAGCCCAGCAAGAGUCCAGUUAGUCUUCUGAUUUCUCAAUUUUUAGUUGAUGACAUGCAGUACCGAACCUGUCCCAGUAUGAGAUUAGGGGUGGCCCGUGGAGAUUUCCAGGUGUGUUGAUAACAUGCAGUACCGAACCUGUCCCAGUAUGAGAUUAGGGGUGGCCAGUGGAGACUUCCAGGUGUGUUGAUAACAUGCAGUACCGAACCUGUCCCAGUAGGAGAUUAGGGGUGGCCAUUGGAGACUUCCAGGUGUGGUGUUGGUAGGUGUUUAGUGCUUAUCGUGUACAGAGGGCUAUUUUCUUGUCCGUGAAAUGCUGUCGAACUCUGAUCAUGUCCAUUUUGGGGUUAUCCUUUUUCAAUGUUGCCGUUGAUUCAUUGAGCAGAGAUUCUGAAGGGUGAUAAUGAUGAGUCACGUUAUUUUGGGAUGGGAUUGAGGGCAGAGCGACUGUCAGAUAUUAGAGUUUUGGUGUCUGGCUAACUCAUAGGAUUAUGAUUUAGCUGCUUUUUUCCUCUUGUACAUUUCACUUUUGGAUUUUCUCUUUACUGUCUUAGUUUUCUUUUGUUUGAAGAUUUUAAUGCAUAUAUCACGAUUGUUUUAAAUUCCGUACACGUCCAUUGUUUGAAAAAUGGAAGUUUGCGUAAUAUUAGGAGAGUUGACUUGACAUGGGGGGGCAUCAACCUUCAGAUCUGUUCCUUUUCUAUGCGCCUGCAAACUCAUAAUUCAGCCUUUGUGUAUUAAUGGGUUGAACACUAUCCAGACCAUAAAUGUAUAGAGAUCAUUAUGUGAAAAUAACUUUUUUUGCAUGGACAUUGCCAUUUUAAAGUAGUAAACUGGGUGGGGAUUCCUAUGGAUUGGGAGCAAUCAACCAAUUAUCAGAGCAUUGACCGCCAACUAGCGGCCACAAGAAAUGAAUUACUCAAGAUUUGUUUCUAGACUUCAACACUGUAGCUGGUGGUAAGUUGCCAAUUUUAGCUUUACACUUUUUUUCCAAUAUCAGAAGAAAAUUGACUACUUUAAAUGGAGAUGGCCUCAUUGGCACAGAUACAACAGUGUGAUCUCUAUGAUCCAGACCAAAGUCAAGCAGGCAAAAAGACAACCUUGGGAACUUGCUCCAACACAACUGUUUCUGGGUGGGAUGUGGAGAACUCGUAACCCUCCUACUGUUGGAUGGAAAAGCUGUCAGUUAAUUGAUAAUGCUCCCUGUCUCGACUGGCCAGUUAUGCUUGAUUAAUGUAGUCCUAUUUGAGGGAAGGCCACUUGUGUAGGUGGUCUGAAUGUUCUUGUACAGAUUUUGCGCCUAGAAGGCUAAUCUUUGGUCAUGUUUUUUUCCUCCCUCUAUUAGUAAGCACAUUUUAGAUUUGAGUAAAUCUUUUGAAAGAGUUCCUCAGUUUGACUUUAUUUUGUUUAUGUACUCUGAUGUACCCUUUUUCUUUCAAUGCAUUUAAUAUUUUUUGUGUUUUUCCCAAAAUAUGUGUGUGUGUAGUAUUUCCAAAACUUAUCUGAUUUGCUACUUGGGUAAAGUGAGAAUUCGGUGCACUGCCUGGGUGCUAGCAGUGCAGUAACAUGUUAUCUAUCUAACCACUGGGCCUAUGUUUUUUAUAUUUUUACAUCCAUUAAUGGCUAAGUUAAGAGCAGCUAGUGGUGUUGUGGAAUGAAAUGCACUAACUUUUGUUUGAAAAUAAUCUCUUAAUCCUGUAAAGUGUAAAAUCAUUUUAGAUGUCUACAUUGAAGAAAAGGUGUUUAGCAGGUUUGCUGAAAUUAUUACAGGAAUAGGGUUUUAUUUUUCUUUAACUGUUUUGAUUAGUUUUUGUAGCACUUCCCUGCUGGGACAAAGGCGUUGGAGGGUGUGCAGCUGGGACAUGGUAACGUACGAGGGUGGGAUGUGAGACACUGAAUUACUGAUUUAAUAGAUGUCUGAACAAAAACUUAAAAGAAUAAUAAAGUACAAAUAUUUCUUG